This is a messenger RNA of Prorocentrum cordatum, 1355 nucleotides long. The record is from the annotation of a GenBank genome assembly. Lineage: Eukaryota; Dinophyceae; Prorocentrales; Prorocentraceae.
CUCCCGCCGAAGAACUGCCUCCUCAGGGCGCAGCGGCUUUGCCACCAGAGCCGGACGACGCAGCGUCAGAGGCGGCAUCGGGCUCCGAGGAGCGCGGCGACGAGAUUGGUUCCGAGCUCGGCGUCAAACAGGAUGAGCUUGAGAGUGCCAAGCGUGAGCUUGAGGAGGAAGAGGCUCCACCGCAGGGCGCGGUAGCCAAGGUUGAGAAUGAGGAGCGCUCGCCCGAGGCGGCAGCGCCGCAGGCGGAGGAGGAGGAGGCAGCUCAGGACGAUCCGCCAGCAGGCGCUCCCCAGGUAGGGGAGUUCGUGGAUGUGCAUGGCAUCGGGCAUAGCAUCGUGCGUUGCAACCGCUGCUGUCGCACGGCAAAGGAGUGCAACUACAGGAUCAGGGCGAAGGGCCAGUCGACUUACCAGUGCGACGCGUGCAACACGAACGGGGUGCGCCUUUCUCGGAGGUUCGGACAGUGGCCGCCAAAGUGUUUCGCCAAAAUGAAGAGUGAGUUCAAGCAGCAGUUCUACAAGGAUCUGGCAGAAGAUCCUGGGCUGUCGAACCUCGAUCGCAUUGAAGCCUUCGUGGUCAGCUCAAUCACUGUCCAACGGAUGGAGGAGGAGCGCGUCCGCAAGGGUGGCAAGUACCUUCCGCUGAGGAAGUGGGCGCACGACGGCUUCGACGCGAAAAAGAUUGAAGAUAAUGUGCAGGAUAAGAGGUGGAACCCUGAUCUCGGGGAGUGGACGUACAGGCCGCAAUUGGAGGCGGCCUGGAGCGAGACAGUGGAGGCCGCAGUGCGCAACGAGCUGUACACCGAUAAGAGGACGCAGGCGAAGCAGAGCGGCCCGCGGGCAGCGGCCUCGACGGGCGUCGCAGAGCACGGCGGCGACAAGGGCGACAGAAGCGACGAGAGCGACAUGUCCAGAUCCAGGAGCCGCUCGCGCGGCGACCGCGACAGGAGCAAGAGCCGCCGCAAGGGCAGGAGCAAGAGCCGCGGCAAGAGCAAGGACAGGAGCAAGAGCAGGGAUAAGGACGCUGAGAAGGAGCGGAGGCGACAGGAAGCGAGGGAGAAGGCCGAGCAGGCCAAGAAGGAGACGCAGGAGAAAAACCUGGCGCUGAAGUGGAUCGGCACCGCAACGAGGCUCGAGACAGAGCUGGACGGGUACCUCGAGCAUGAGAAGGCGGACAAGGUGCCGUCAUGGGCUGUGAAGAACGCGAAGGCGGCGAGGAAGUCUGUGGCAGUCAUGAAGGCGGUGGCGCAGAAGCGCGUGCACAGCGGCGUGGCGUUGACGAUCACGCAGGACGAGGCCAUCAGCAUCCAGAAGGAUGCGAGCUCGGCGGCGAGGGCCAUCGCGGGGAUGCUCAAG